AUGUCCUCCACCACUUCCCUCUGGUGGCCUCCUGAUCGCGUCCAAGCCACCCUGACCCCCGAAUACAUUGUCAGCCAGUUACCUCCCAGCUGUUUGCCCCAUCUAGUCACCCCGCUGCCCUGGGGCGAGGGUUUGACCAAUGAGUCUUAUCUCGACUGGAUUGUCACUAAAGCUGGACGAUUGUUUCUUAUACUCGCCGAUAUUGGUAUCCCGGAACGGAUAUUUGCUCUCGUCGAUGCUUCUGUGGAUGAUGUCGACUUGCCAUUUGCCGCGCAUAGCAUUGACCUGCUUCACCUCUCUCCGGACGGUAAUAACCCGGCCCUAGAUGCGAAGUUCUUCCAUGCUCAAUGGCGCUUUACCGUGCGGGGGAUUGCGGAAGGUGAAUAUGUCAAGUUCACAGCAAACGAAGGUGUACCCAUUGAGGUACAGCGGACAGACAGCACGUUAGCCAAGGAGGGCGUAGAAAAGGUCAUACUGGCUGGUGCCAUCUGUCGAGUUUACCUCCGCACGCAAGUCACAAUUGGGGCCGCGCCGCAUUUCUUCGAAGAGGAAGAGGUAUUGGAGGAGAUUCGCUCGCUGAGACGACUGGCUCAUGACCAUGUCUUCUCCACCUAUGCAUCAUACUAUAGCGCGAUCGACAAAACCGUCUGUAUCCUUUUCAACGGACACUAUGAACGCACGCUCCUAUCCUUCCUCACAGACCCACCACCUAGCUUCAAACGCCUUGAAAAAGCCCGUCGUCGCCAUACCCUCGUCAACUGGCCGCAUUGUCUAGCCAAUGGCCUGGCAUGGCUACAUGCGCAUGGCCAUCCACACCGUGGCAUCCGGCCGUCAAACAUCCUCAUCGACGCUGGCUUCCGCAUUUUCCUCGGUCAAUUCGAAGAAUUGGACACCCUCCUCCCCCCACUAAAAGUCGACGACGUCGAGGCAUACCAAUAUGGUGCACCAGAACGCUGGCAACGCUCCGCUGCAGUCCAAGAUACUCAACCCCAUCAAUCCCUCCUCCUCCCAUCCGGCGGCCGCACAGCACGCAGGCCAUCCACAAAAUCCGCAACACUAAACCUCCCCAAAAUUAGGGCUCCACCUAAGCCUGACACCACAACCGCCAGAUCCGACUCAGUGGGAUCCCAAGACACCGCCAUCCGAAUUACUUCACCCCGGGCCCGAUUCUCCUUUGCCCUCUCAACAUCAUCGACCUCCUCUGCCUCCAGCGACGGCAGCAACAAUAACACCAACUCCCACAAACGAAUUCUCCCAUCUAUCAGACAAAGACCAAUCUUCUAUACCCCCUCCAUCGCCUCAUCAUCCUCUUCCUCCGGCGCCUCCACCCGUCCUCUCUCCACAAUCACCACAACAACCACCACAGACCAAUCCCUAAAUAAUACCAACAACCACACAAUAAUUAAAACUUGGCAUGCAGCCACAGCCACAGCAACCGCCUCAGAUAUCUUCUCUCUCGCCGCUAUAACCCUCGACAUCCUCACAGUCCUCUGCAAACGCAAACUCUCCUCUUUCACGCACCAUCGCGGCGCUAAAAACCGCACCGCGGGGCGUGGUGGCGGCAUCGCGGAUUCAUCUUUCCAUCUCGAUAGGAACGCAGAACAAGUAUUCUCAUGGGUAUCCCUGCUAGAGAAAGAUGCGGAGAAGAAGCGCAAAUCCGACUUCGCGGUCUUCGGGGUCGGAGUUCUGGGGAUGUUGAAGGUUUCUCGAGGAAUGCUAAGCAGGGAUCCUGCUGGGAGGCCUUCGGCGAGGGAGGUUGAGGGAAUGUUCGGAGAGUUGAUAAAGAGGGCGGGAAUUGAGGUGCAUUGCCAGCCUCCUGCACCAGAUAAAGUUUCACGGGCCCAGCGUGUGCCUAAAUGGGAGGAGAAGGUCGAUGCUUAUGCUGCUCCUGAAUCAUCUUCUGCUGAUACCAGCGGCAGAGAUAGUCCGUCUCCGCCGGAUUCGAUGCUUGAGUUUGUUACCACUGGUUUUGAGGAUGAAUAUAUUCACAGCAGUGACUCUGAAUGA
Messenger RNA from Aspergillus chevalieri, 2007 nucleotides. Its product is annotated as protein kinase domain-containing protein. Gene Ontology annotation, molecular function: ATP binding; protein kinase activity. The coding region runs from base 1 to 2007 and encodes 668 amino acids. Gene Ontology annotation, biological process: protein phosphorylation. NCBI's taxonomy places the organism in Eukaryota, Fungi, Ascomycota, Eurotiomycetes, Eurotiales, Aspergillaceae. The record is from RefSeq and is a predicted model, not a curated record. The transcript has a single exon.